GUUUAGACUUCACGAUUUUUUUGGCAUAGACUUGCAGUUUAGCGGUUGUGGCUGGGCACUUUCUGCAGGGAGGGCUGUUGUUGAAGUUACUGGGUCACGUCGCAGCAGACCGAGACAAGCAACCAUGACUUCAACAAAUAUGUUUCAGGGACUUGAUAGUACUGGCAAACCGAGUUCAAGGGUACUAAGACCUCCAGGUGGAGGAUCAAGCAAUCUCUUCGGUGGUUAUGAAGAAGACACCACUGCCUCCAGACGGCCAAACAAAAUGUCCUCCUCUAUUUUUGCACCUCCGGAGGAGACCCAGGGGAGUCCCAAACGCACCAAUCCACCAGCGGAUAAUAAACUGGAAGUCUCACCCACAGACUUGUGCAUUGAGGGAAGAGGCGGAAAGAGCAGUGGGAUAUUUGGAGGACCAGAGGCUCCUUCGACUCAGAGCAAGCCAGUUACCGCUGGUGGAGCAUCCAGUAACAUCUUUGGGGGUCCAGAGUCAACCCCACCUUCUGUGAAAAGUCAACAUCCCAACAAACCAAAGGACAAUUUAAGUGUGGGUGUACCUGCUACUCCGGAUCCACCAGCCCCAGUGCCUAAACAGGAGACUGUAGUGGAGAAAGUGAAGACGGAGCCAGUGACUCCUCAACCAACACCUGAAAAAGAGCCAGCAGCCCCUGCACCAGCAGCCAAUCAGAAUUCUGAGCCAGCCACACAGCAACCAACAGAAAAGGACCACGAGCCACGCCUCGGACCCCGCCCUCGCUCUCACAACAAAGUGCUGAACCCACCAGGUGGAAAGUCCAGCGUGGUUUUCUAUUAGCCAUUGCAUCAUUGUCGCUUCCUUUCAUCCAUCUGCUUUUAUCCUGUACUAAACCUAUCCUUUCUCGUUAUUUUUUUUUCCCCCUUAAGUCUGUCACUCUUCAUUCCUUUUUGCUUCUGCACUUUGAUUCAUUCCUCAUUUUCCCUCUUCUUUUUCAUCUAAUUAGAAUCACUGUCGCUCAGAAAGCUGAAUGGUUAUGUUUCCUUUCUAAUGGUGUGCGUUGACGGUUGUUUCUCUAUAUAAUUGUUCUCUCAAUUUGCUAAUGUAUUAAAUACAAGUAUGCCUCAUGAAACUCAGCACAGUCUAUGCAGUGUUCAACUGGUACCACUGUUGGUCACCAAAGCAAGCUCUUCAGUAUCGGCAUAUUUAGAUCUUCCUUUGAAACCCAGUGAAUGUGCUCUGAUGGCAAUUUCUUUUGUGCAAUAAGGUGACUUCAUUUCUCAUUUUUUACUAUGUUUAUGCUUUUUUGACACAAAGCGAAUUGUAAAAGUAGUAGUUUAGAAGCCCAAACCAAAAUGCACAGUUUUUUGUAACUGAUGAUCGCCAAAGCACACACGUAUGACAAUGAAUCAGAUAUGUACAAUCAGCCAUCUUUAGCAUAUCACACUAUUAAAAUGUCCAUACAUGCAUUUGAAUGUAACCCGAGACCCUUAAACUCAGAGAAUCGUCUGAUAUGCCUGAUUCUGUACUUGAAAAGAGUUGCUGCUUCAUUGAUUGCGUCAAUACUUCUGUUGAAUUUGGCCGUUCCUCCCAUUAGCCGUCUGUUUUAUUCUUUACGUGGCAGGUGGAAGGUCAGAUAUGACAUGUCUGUGAGUGUGUGUGUGGGCAUUUCCCACAUUACUAGUGCCAUCCCUGCCCAAAAUACUUCAGUGGUUGCUUGGCAAUGUGACUGGUUGCGAUGAUGUCACAGAGGCCUGUUUCACACAAUACACCCCUGUAUUGUUCAUUUGUAUGCUGUUUUGUAUUGCUUAUUUUUUUUUUCCAUGACAAAAGGAUGUUUUACCAUGUUGCUUGAAAUAAACUAACAGAAAUCAUCAUCUGAAAAGGUA
Labeo rohita (rohu) is the source of this 1860-nucleotide messenger RNA. It is a transcript of the gene jpt2, whose product is annotated as Jupiter microtubule associated homolog 2. The transcript has 6 exons. The record is from RefSeq and is a predicted model, not a curated record. Bases 125 to 811 code for a protein of 228 amino acids. Gene Ontology annotation, cellular component: nucleus. Lineage: Eukaryota; Metazoa; Chordata; Actinopteri; Cypriniformes; Cyprinidae.